CCGGGUGCGGCGCGAUGCGGGGCGGCCGCCGCCUCUUCCCGCUGCUGCUCCUGGCGCUGCUGCCCGGGCUGUGCCACGGCAGGGAGUCGGCGCCGGGCGCCGUGACUUGCGGCUCGGUGCUGAAACUGCUCAACACCCGCCACAGCGUCCGGCUCCACUCGCAUGAGGUCAAGUACGGCUCCGGAAGUGGGCAGCAGUCAGUGACAGGAGUUGAAGCCUCAGAUGAUGCCAACAGCUACUGGCGGAUCCGUGGGAAGAGUGACAGCAGCUGCCAGCGUGGGACACCAGUGAAAUGUGGGCAAGCCAUACGACUCACCCACGUUAACACUGGGAAAAACCUGCACACUCAUCACUUCCCAUCACCACUCUCCAAUAACCAAGAAGUAAGUGCCUUUGGGGAUGAUGGCGAAGGAGAUGACCUGGAUUUCUGGAUUGUGCAGUGCAGUGGUUCUUACUGGGAGCGGGAGGAUGCCGUGCGCUUCAAGCACGUGGGCACCGAGGUGUUCCUGUCCAUCACGGGGGAGCAGUACGGGCACCCCAUCCGAGGCCAGCGCGAGGUGCACGGCAUGCCUGCUGCCAACCACCACAACUAUUGGAAAGCCAUGGAGGGAGUCUUCAUCAAACCCAGUCUGGACCCUGCAAAACACGAUGAGCUCUGAAUUGGCACAGGAUCCAAAACGCUUCGUGUGACUCCAGUGUUUGGAGAUGCUAAUCCUUGGUCUCUUCUAAGUCCUGCCUUGCCUGAGUGACUGAUUUUCUGUGUUACUGAAGGGCAUUAGUACAUUCUAGGAAUGCAGCACUUCUGUGGGGAAUGGCUUCUGCCAGGUUCGGCCGCUGACAUUUAUUUGGUGAAGUCCUUUCUGAAUUUCCAAGCUUUAUUGGUGAAACUAGUUCCUACAUCUGUUAGGUUUUGUUGUCAUUUGUUUGCUUGUUACUUUUUCUCGAAUUCGAAGGAAAUGAAAAAAUGAAAGUAAUACUUUCCUCUAGUCUCAAGUACAAUAAAACUUUGUAUUUUGUAAUCUUUUUCCAGCUAUAAUUAAAUAUUUAGAAACUGAUUUUUACAUCCUAGUGAAAGAAUGUUAUUGAUGAGGAGAUGGAUUGAGUGUGGAAAUGGAAAAAUGGUUCUGAAAUAUGGUGGUUUUUUUAUGACUUUCAGUCAGCUAUUCAGUCUUUGAGUUUAAAAAAAGUAUUCAUUUGAAAAUUGCAUCCAAUGUCUUAUGAGAGUUUCAUUCUGUAUUGUAUUGGAAGAUUUGAAAAUACUGUUUAUGUUGGAGUAAGAAGACAAAAUUUUAAUAGCUUUACUUUGUCCAAGAAAUUCAGAUGUUCUAGUAACGGUGGUACAGCUGAUUGUCCACUGGUAAGGCUGCUCUGCUCUGUGAACAGGUGCAGAAAACUGCUGCUUGCUUAACUAAUAUUGAAAUUUUACAGAGUUUCUCAUGGUGUAAAGGAAUGGUUAAAUUUGGCUUACUUCUGUGUCACUACAAGAUCAGUCUGACAAUCCAGGUGAAUAAAUAGUGAGGCAUACAUCUA
This is a messenger RNA of Melospiza melodia melodia, 1530 nucleotides long. It is a transcript of the gene SDF2L1, whose product is annotated as stromal cell derived factor 2 like 1. The transcript has 3 exons. Lineage: Eukaryota; Metazoa; Chordata; Aves; Passeriformes; Passerellidae. The record is from RefSeq and is a predicted model, not a curated record. The coding region runs from base 15 to 659 and encodes 214 amino acids.